AUGCUCUCCCAUACUCGUCCGCCAACGGUCAAGUCUAAACAUGCUGCGCUUUCCGCCAAGGCUACCCGUACUCUAAUCCGGUCUCAUCAUCAGCUGCUCAAAGCUCGCGCGCAAGCCGAGGCGGCCGGUGACGAGGCUCGAGUCAGUAGUAUCGAUGCCCAGAUCCAAGCAAAUGGCGGUCUCGAGAGCUAUCAGAUUGCCAGCAAACUAGGCCAAUCCCUGGAGCGUGGUGGUGAUUCGAGCAAACUUCUGGUCGACUGGAUCAAGCCGCAACUGAAACAAUGGAAGGCUUCGAUCCCCAAACUUCGGGUACUGGAAGUCGGAGCGCUGAGCACGAAGAACGCCAUUUCCUCAACACCGGCUUUGGAUGUCUCUAGAAUCGACUUGAAUUCCCAAGAGUCGGGGAUUCUCAAGCAGGAUUUCAUGGACCGACCGCUCCCUUCUACUGAUGAGGACCGGUUCCAUAUGAUCAGUCUGUCUCUGGUGCUCAACUACGUUCCUGAUGCGACGGGACGAGGCGAGAUGCUGAAGCAUUGUGUCAAGUUCUUGACCUCUACGUGCCCCAUUCAGUUCACACCAAGCCUGUUCCUCGUCUUGCCUGUUGCAUGUGUGGACAACUCGCGCUACCUUACUGAAUUGAGGCUGCUUGAGAUAUUGGCUAGCUUGGGAUUUUGUCUGGCGCAAAGCAAGAGAACAGCAAAGCUGAUAUUUCAGUUGUGGGAAUAUACUGGCGACAGGUCACGAAAGUCUUUCAAGAAGGAGAUGCUGAACCCCGGCAAGAAAAGAAACAACUUCGCCAUCAUCCUAGACCGAUGA
Messenger RNA from Penicillium riverlandense, 816 nucleotides. RefSeq names its product 25S rRNA (adenine2142-N1)-methyltransferase. NCBI's taxonomy places the organism in Eukaryota, Fungi, Ascomycota, Eurotiomycetes, Eurotiales, Aspergillaceae. Bases 1 to 816 code for a protein of 271 amino acids. The record is from RefSeq and is a predicted model, not a curated record. The transcript has a single exon. Gene Ontology annotation, molecular function: rRNA (adenine) methyltransferase activity. Gene Ontology annotation, cellular component: nucleolus.